AUGCGCCCUGACAGUGACUCUAAAUCGUUGCGUGAAUCUCAAGAAGGCCAUAAGGGGUGGUGGGCAAGGUGUGGCUUUGCAAUACCAACAUUAUCUGUACGCCAGGGACACGGCGCUCCAGAAGGUCCAAACAGGCCAGCCAUGACUGUAGCCGACUCACCAAAAAAGAGAAAAGCGGCAUUUGCCCAUUCUACUAAUAAGAAGAUACCUAUCCCACUUGGUCGGAAAAACCCCGCCGACACGGCUUCUGGAAAUUCCGCCCCUCAAUCCACUUUUGAUGCAGCCCUGGGCGAUACAAGACAGAUCCAUGCAUACACUGAGAACCACAGAAAACUUCUCAAAAUCGAGGCUCAGGAUGCCUGGGAUCGAGAGGCAAAACCAAGGAAUUUGUCACGGUCGCCAAACGAUCAGCUAGAAAGAAGGGCUGCAACUAUCAUUCUAGCUAUACGCGAGUACGAGCGAAGGGUAACUUUUGGCAACCUUGCCUCGGAGGCUAUUCCGGGGAAGAAUACCCGAGAUAUGGGGGGCCAGUUUUUGACGAACAAGGAGCGAAUCGAUACAGAGAGCAAGCUGUAUGAGAUAGCAAAGAUGGUACCGAAAGGCGCUCUACUACAUCUUCAUUUCAACGCUGAGUUGCAUCCCGAAAGGUUGCUCGAGCAAGCCCGGGACAUGAAGAAUAUGUACAUUCGUAGUAUUCGUCCACUCUUGACACAGGAAGAUCUUAAUGAGACAGAAACGGUCUUUAUGGUACUGGAUGAAGAUCUGGUUGAACCAGAUGUGAACAUCUUCUCUAAAGACUAUCCCGGUGGGCCGACGAAUUGGAAGACCGAGGAAUGGAAGUACCGAGUUUGGAUGCCUUGGACAAAAUUCCAGACGGAAUUCAACAAGCGAUUUGCGAAAGAUUAUCAACAGCAAGAAGAUAUUUCCAUGUCCGAAACCCCUAAAUCAUGUGCUGAGCCGGGACAAGUAACACUACAGCCAGCCGAAAACUGGUUGAAAUCUAAAAUGGUACUCAGCCAAGAAGAAGCAUAUGGUUUUACGCAGACCGUGAACGGAGUAUGGGCUCGUUUUAAUCAAGCCACAAGAUGUUUCAAGGGCCUUUUGAAUUACGAGGGAGUCUACAAAUGGUACAUAAGCAAGGCUAUUGACCGUAUGAUCGAGGAGAAUGUCAUGUAUGCCGAGCUUCGACCUAUGUUGCUUGAUAAAUCAAUACCUACCAACGAUGGAAAAAGUAUCAUCGAUAAUUUCGGCCAAAUGCAGCUUAUCAUCGAUGGGGUGAAACAAAAGAAGGAAGAACUCGAAAAGGUGGGUAGGCUGGACAAGUUUCCGUUUGGAUUGAAAAUCAUCUAUUGCACGCCGCGAUCGAUCCCGAAGCCGCUGAUGCAGAAGGAGAUGAAACAUUGCAUAGACUUAAAGUUAAAAUUCCCAGAUCUCAUCUGCGGAUUUGAUCUCGUCGGUGCGGAAGACCGUCCCAACCACAUUGGCUACUACAAGGAUGAACUCAUUGCAUUUCAGAAGACGUGUGAACGACACAAUCUGGACAUUCCUUUCAUGUUCCAUGCAGGCGAAACAUUACUUGAUACCGGCGGAUCCACCAACCCGGAAAACUCGAAUUUGUACGAUGCUGUUCUCCUGAACUCGAAACGCAUUGGCCAUGGUUUCGCGCUCAUGAAGCACCCCCAUCUUGUAGAACGGUUCAAGAAGACUAGGAAAAGCCCAGGCAUUUGCGUCGAGCUUUGUCCUAUAUCGAACGAGCUCUUGCAUCUUUGCAGAAACGUUAAAGAACAUCCAUUUCCUGAACUCCUUGCUGCCGGUAUACCUUGCACUGUUAAUUCUGACAAUCCUUCCCUUUUCAGUAACUCUAUGUCCCAUGAAUUUUAUCAGAUCAUGGUUGGCGCGCCUACAAUGUCUCUGUACAGUUGGAAGCAAUUAGCUCGAUGGAGUAUCGAUUAUAGCUGCCUAUCGAAUACGCAACAGGCCAGAGCCCACGAGAUCUUUGACAAAAAUUGGGUCGAAUUUUGUGGAGAUGUUGUCAAGCAAUAUGACGAUUUGAUGAAUAAUGAUGAGAUCGAUGAAGAAAUGGCGAGACAGCUCUACAGUCAACGGAAGCCAGCUGUGCAAACGCACUGA
Molecule: messenger RNA, 2130 nt
Organism: Plenodomus lingam JN3
Lineage: Eukaryota; Fungi; Ascomycota; Dothideomycetes; Pleosporales; Leptosphaeriaceae
Biological process (GO): inosine biosynthetic process; adenosine catabolic process
Molecular function (GO): adenosine deaminase activity
Source: RefSeq, a predicted model, not a curated record